ACCUAUCUUGGUUAAGCCCUUUUCUCUCUUCUCUCUCUCUCUCUCUGCAACCCAACCCUUCUCAGAAAGUGCAAAACAAACAUUACUAGAAUGCGAGUGAGCCCAAGAUUCAACCUUUCGAGCUUUCGCUUCUUGUCUUGAAAGAUAAUGAGCAGAGCCCCCUGCGUCUUCUUCUCCGAAGAAGAAGAUGGUUGCCCCAAUCCAGCUUACCCAUCACCAAAAUCCAAUCUUUGACGCUCUCUACUGCGAAGAGGACCCCAAAUUCGAGGAUCUCUCCGAGAUUGAAAAACCCCCUUCUGCGAUUCUCCUUGACCACGACUUUUACUGGGAGGAGCAGGAGCUUAAAAACCUGUUAAUCAAGGAGAAAAAUGAAAUCCCCUUAAUAAUCGAUGAAAUUGAUUCCGAUUCGCCUCUGAAAUCGGCGAGAAAUGAGGCUAUUACGUGGAUGUUGAAGGUGAUUCGCUGCUACGCCUUCAACGCCUCCACCGCUGCCUUGGCCGUGAACUAUUACGAUAGAUUUGUCACUAGCCGCUGCUUUCAAGGGGAGAAGCCAUGGAUGAGUCAGUUGGCUGCUGUCGCUUGUCUCUCUGUAGCUGCGAAAGUGGAAGAGACGCAAGUGCCCCUUUUGUUAGAUUUGCAAGUUGAAGAAUCUAAGUUUUUGUUUGAGGCGAAGACGAUUCAGAGAAUGGAGCUUCUUGUGCUCUCCACGCUCCAAUGGAGGAUGAAUCCGGUGACGCCGAUGUUGUUCGUCGACCACAUUGCCAGGAGAUUUGAGUUUGUAAAGAACCUACAUUGGGAAUUUUUGAGGAGAUGCGAGAGUGUGAUUCUCUCAGCCAUUGCUGAUUCUAGGUUGACUCGUUAUCUUCCUUCUGUGGUCGCUGCUGCAACAAUGAUUUAUGCAAUUAGAGAGAUUGAAGAUGAAGCUGCUGUGGAAUAUGAAGAUCAACUUAUGAUUGUGUUGAGAGCUAGCAAGGAAGAGAUUGAUGAUUGCCUCUCCCUCAUCUCGGAGGCAACUGGUGGUAUAAGCCAUAAAUCUUUCUUGAAGCGCAAAUUUGAUUCGAUUCCAAGCAGCCCGAGCGGUGUCAUUGAUGCCUACUUCAGCUCUGAUAGCUCUGUGGAUUCAUGGGCCUUUGCAAUGUCAGCAUCAUCUUCACCGGAGCCUUUGUUCAAGAGAAGCAGGGAUGUAGCUCCUCUAAGCAGCAUGUCUGCCGGCCUGGCUAAUCGCGCUACUUGAACUCUUCUAUUUCAUUAUAUUGGCAGUGGUACUUAAUAAUCACUCCUCUAAUGUUUUUUCAACUCAUAAUUUAGCUAAAUCUUGCAACAUUACUUGCUGUAUUUCUGACCUAUUCAUGUGAGAUGAUGGAUUAUACAUCCAAACAAUCGACUCCACCGCCUCUUUGAUUGUGGAUGGAGAGUGAAAUUGAAGAGAGAGGCUUGUUGAGGUUUUUUACCCUCUAA
Molecule: messenger RNA, 1458 nt
Organism: Salvia hispanica
Lineage: Eukaryota; Viridiplantae; Streptophyta; Magnoliopsida; Lamiales; Lamiaceae
Product: cyclin-D3-3-like
Source: RefSeq, a predicted model, not a curated record